Messenger RNA from Eublepharis macularius, 2706 nucleotides. RefSeq names its product cadherin 7 (gene CDH7). The record is from RefSeq and is a predicted model, not a curated record. Gene Ontology annotation, molecular function: calcium ion binding; cadherin binding. Gene Ontology annotation, biological process: cell morphogenesis; calcium-dependent cell-cell adhesion; multicellular organism development. The transcript is spliced from 12 exons. Gene Ontology annotation, cellular component: catenin complex; plasma membrane; adherens junction. Lineage: Eukaryota; Metazoa; Chordata; Lepidosauria; Squamata; Eublepharidae. Bases 129 to 2486 code for a protein of 785 amino acids.
AGCAAGCGGCAAGGACUUCGCCGCUGCAGCCCCAGCCGUUUGGAUUAAGGCUCCUCGCAGGGGCUGAACAGCCGGAGGGAAAGCAAGCGGGCGGGGAAACUAAAGGGAAAACCAGGGAGAAGAAAAACAUGAAGUUGGGCAAAGUGGAGUUCUGCCAUUUUUUGCAGAUAAUAGCUCUUUUCCUCUGUCUUUCUGGGAUGAAUCUAACCGAACUCUCAAGAUCCAGGUCAAAGCCCUACUUCCAGUCUGGGAGGUCACGAACAAAGCGCAGCUGGGUGUGGAAUCAAUUCUUUGUACUGGAGGAAUAUAUGGGGACUGAUCCUCUCUACGUAGGCAAGCUUCACUCUGAUGUUGAUAAAGGAGAUGGCUCAAUCAAAUACAUCUUGUCAGGAGAAGGGGCAAGUUCCAUUUUUAUUAUAGAUGAGAACACUGGAGAUAUCCAUGCUACAAAGAGGCUCGAUCGGGAGGAACAGGCUUACUACACCCUCCGAGCACAAGCGCUAGACAGACUGACAAAUAAACCUGUGGAGCCUGAGUCAGAAUUUGUCAUUAAGAUUCAGGACAUCAAUGACAACGAACCUAAAUUUCUGGAUGGUCCUUACACUGCUGGAGUACCUGAAAUGUCUCCUGUGGGCACCUCGGUGGUACAAGUAACAGCUACUGAUGCAGAUGAUCCUACCUAUGGCAACAGUGCCAGGGUGGUAUACAGCAUUCUUCAAGGACAGCCUUAUUUUUCUGUGGAACCAAAGACAGGUAUUAUCAAGACUGCUCUCCCCAAUAUGGACAGAGAAGCAAAAGACCAGUAUCUACUUGUCAUCCAAGCAAAGGAUAUGGUUGGGCAAAAUGGGGGACUGUCUGGGACCACUUCAGUCACCGUCACCCUUACAGAUGUCAACGACAACCCUCCUCGUUUUCCCCGAAGGUCCUAUCAAUAUAAUGUCCCAGAGUCUUUACCUGUGGCUUCAGUAGUGGCGAGACUAAAGGCUGUGGAUGCCGACGUGGGACUGAAUGCUGAAAUGGAAUAUAAGAUUGUGGAUGGUGAUGGCUUGGGGGUUUUCAAAGUUUUAGUGGACAAAGAGACACAAGAAGGGAUUAUUAUGAUACAGAAGGAGUUGGAUUAUGAAUCUAAAGCUAGCUAUACCCUGAGAAUCGAAGCAGCAAAUAAGCAGGUUGAUCCUCGUUUUCUAAGCCUUGGGCCAUUCAGUGAUAUGACAACGGUGAAGAUCAUUGUGGAGGAUGUUGAUGAGCCUCCUGUAUUUACUUCCCGUCUAUAUUCCAUGGUAGUGUCUGAAGCAGCCAAGGUGGGCACCAUCAUUGGAACUGUAGCGGCUCAUGAUCCAGAUGCCUCUAAUAGUCCAGUCAGGUACUCAAUAGAUCGAAACACAGACCUGGAGAGAUAUUUCAAUAUCGAUGCCAACAGUGGGGUCAUUACAACAGCAAAGCCUUUGGACAGAGAGACGAAUGCUGUUCAUAACAUCACUGUGUUAGCAAUGGAGAGUCAAAACCCUUCACAGAUUGGAAGAGGAUAUGUAGCCAUUACUAUCCUUGACAUCAAUGACAACGCUCCUGAGUUUGCCAUGGAUUAUGAAACAACUGUCUGUGAAAAUGCAGAGCUUGGCAAGGUAAUUCAGAGAAUCAGCGCCAUUGACAAAGAUGAUCCACCCAGUGGCCAUCAGUUUUCCUUCAGCUUGGCAGGAGAGGCAGCAAAUAACCACAAUUUCACAUUGCAAGAUAACAAAGACAACACCGCGUCCAUAAUAACCAGAAGGAAUGGAUUUCGGAGGCAGGAGCAGUCAGUUUACUAUUUGCCAAUAUUCAUUGUUGACAGUGGUUCUCCUUCACUAAGUAGCACUAAUACUCUUACUAUCCGAGUAUGUGAUUGUGAUGCAGAUGGCAUUGCUCAGACAUGCAAUGCAGAAGCCUAUAUCUUACCAGCAGGACUUAGCACCGGAGCACUAAUAGCAAUCCUGGCUUGUGUCCUAACAUUGCUAGUGCUUGUCCUGCUGAUAGUUACCAUGAGAAGGCGGAAAAAAGAACCUCUUGUUUUCGAUGAAGAGAGAGAUAUCAGGGAAAACAUAGUCAGAUAUGAUGACGAAGGAGGUGGAGAAGAAGACACAGAGGCCUUUGAUAUGGCUGCACUGAGGAAUCUAAACAUUAUUCGAGACACCAAGACCAGGAGAGAUGUGACUCCAGAGAUCCAGUUCUUGAGCAGACCAUCAUUUAAAAGCAUCCCAGAUAACGUAAUUUUUAGAGAAUUUAUUUGGGAGAGACUAAAAGAGGCUGAUGUGGAUCCUUGUGCACCCCCAUAUGAUUCCCUGCAGACGUAUGCAUUUGAGGGAAACGGUUCAGUGGCUGAGUCACUCAGCUCUUUAGAUUCUAUCAGUUCAAACUCUGAGCAGAAUUAUGAUUACCUCAGUGACUGGGGGCCUCGUUUUAAACGACUUGCAGAUAUGUAUGGAACAGGACCAGAAAAUUUGUAUUCAUAGCCUUCAAACCUUUCUAUGACAAUGCACUAAAGGAAAAGAAAAUAAAAACUCAAUAUUUGGACUAAUGAAAAACCUGUACAUAUUUCUCCAUUUUUAACCUUUUGGGUUUUUUUGCCUUGGUGAAGCAUAUAUUCAUUAGAACUUUGUCCUAGGGACUGCACUGAACACACAGAUUCUGAGCAUCCAAUGGUAUUUUUGGUAACAUUAAGAUGCUCGGCCA